Molecule: messenger RNA, 1986 nt
Organism: Camellia sinensis
Lineage: Eukaryota; Viridiplantae; Streptophyta; Magnoliopsida; Ericales; Theaceae
Product: QWRF motif-containing protein 3
Biological process (GO): spindle assembly
Cellular component (GO): nuclear microtubule; cytoplasm
Molecular function (GO): microtubule binding
Source: RefSeq, a predicted model, not a curated record
CAAAUUACCCCCAAAGAACUCACCAUUUUAACCGGCCCACAACGCCAUUUUAGUAAUUUCACUUUCACAACCACAUUCGCCGGCUGACUCCAUUUUUUGCCGCCACUUUUCCAACCGUUUGUUUUUCUUCUCAUCCUCUUUUCCAUUACAAACAAUCUCCAUCCUCAAAUCUCAAUUCCCCUCUCUCUAAUUCACUCUCCAUUUUGUUUUCUUCUAAUCAAAAUAAUGAAAACGGACAGUGAGACCCUAUUGCAUUCUGAUCAAUUUGUCAAGCCGAGGCGGUCGAAGUCUCGCGAUGUGAGCUCUCGCUAUUUCUCUCCGAGCUCCAUUGGUCCGACUGAAAGUGGAAUCCCAUCUCCGGACCACUCAUUCUCUCCGCUCCGGCAAAAACCCAGAUCUUCUACUGACAGUAGAAAGCAACGAAACCUCGAAGACGGUGGGUUGAUUCGUGGACUUUGGCCAUCUUCAACCACCUCCACCACUUCCACCACCACCACCACAAGUUCUUCAAACAAAAAGCUUGGUACUCUAGCUGAAUAUCUUGGAAAUGAUAGGCUCAAAGACCUCAUUAUCGACGACAACAAAAGCAACGAAAACUCCGAUAAUUCCAUGACGUUUCUUAACAGACAAAGAAGUUGUUCAGAGUUCAGUAGGUUUGAGAAAGAUGAACAACCCAGAAAAAGUGUGAAAGAUAAUCACAAACCCUUUUUCGGAGGGUCGAUGAGGUACGCCGGAAAGUUACGCUUUCCGGGUCGAUCAUCCACUUCUUCAUCAUCAAAUCAGUCUCCGGCUUUACACGAUGAUAUAAUUCCGGGACGAUUCUCAGUCGAUGAAAAUGCGCUUCGCCGGAGAUCAUUAGGGCAAAGAUCAUCAGACUCAGUUUUAUCAGACACCCAAGACUCCGAAUCCGAAUGCAGCGACGUAUGUUCCGGCACCAGUUUUGGAUCUUCAGGUACCGGAAAACAGUCAUCAAAAAAGUCCGGUAUCGAGGUUUCGUCGAGGUAUUUAUCAAACAGGCCUCGAAAAGGGACAUCGGAUUCAAACAUUCCGAUCCCAGCAUCGCCAGAAAAUUCUCCGAAAAAUUUUAGUAAGAUAAAGAAUGGGGUGAAGAGAGCGAAUUCAUUGACUGCAUAUGGAAGUGCCAAGUCAAACUGGGCUUUGUCACCGGGGAGGUCGGGGCCAUUGCCGAUGUCGGUGGAAAAUAAAGGGAAACCGAUGUCGUUUUCGAGCUUGAGGCCUCCGACAAGCCCAUCGAGAGCGAAAGGUGUUGGGAAUCUUUUGAGUAUGGGACUAGAUUUGUUCAGAAGUAAGAAAUCUCCUGCAACUUCUUCUUCUUCAUCGUCGUCGUCUUCGCCUUCGGGGUGUGGUAUGGGGGAGAGUGUGCAUCAACUUCGACUACUGCAGAAUAGAUUGGUUCAAUGGAGAUAUGUGAAUGCUAGAGCUGAUGUUGUGAAUGAGAAGAUGAGUAAUCAGGCUGAGAGCAAUUUGAUAUAUGCUUGCAAUAGCAUUGCAAAGUUACAACAUUCUGUGCUACAAAAGAAGCUACAACUUGAGAAAGACAAGCUUGAGAUGAAGCUGAAUUUCAUUCUUUAUUCACAAAUUAAGUCAUUGGAAGCUUGGGGAGACAUGGAAAGACAACACUCAUCAACAAUUUCCAUGACCAAAGAUUGUUUACACUCAGUUAUUUGUAGAAUACCCCUUGUGGAUGGUGCAAAGAUGGAGACACAUUCAACUUCCAUAGCACUUCGACAUGGAUCAGAUCUUGCAACAUCCAUCAAGUCCAUGUUAUCCAUUUUCUCACCAGGGGCUGAGAAGACAGUUUCGAUGCUUUCGGAACUAGCACAGAUUGUAGCACAAGAGAAGGCACUUUUGGAAGAAUUGUUCGAGAAUUUCAGGGUACUUUCAACACUAGAGGUAAUUGAAAGUCGCACAUUGUUUAUUAGUUCAAAUGUAACAAUGUUGUUUUGUAAGACUAUAGGACUAUAA